This is a messenger RNA of Prunus avium (sweet cherry), 812 nucleotides long. RefSeq names its product BTB/POZ domain-containing protein At4g08455-like. Gene Ontology annotation, molecular function: protein binding. Lineage: Eukaryota; Viridiplantae; Streptophyta; Magnoliopsida; Rosales; Rosaceae. The record is from RefSeq and is a predicted model, not a curated record.
AUUACAUUUGCUUUAAAUUUCUUAUCUUCAACAUGAGGUGCAUAUCUUGCGAGGGCAGAUACGACGGAGAUGACGCCGGCACGUGCAAGCAGUGCCACGAGGACCACAAGGCCAAGGUUGCUUUUCUCACGACGACCCAUCCAUCUUCCUUCUCCGACAUGUUUCUGUCGGCUUCCGACGACGAAGAGGCCGCUGGACCCGUUCUGGCCCAUAAGGCCGUUUUGGUGAGCCGUUCUUCGGUGUUGAGAGCUAUGCUUGAAAAUGAGAUGGAAGAAAGCCUGAGUGGCAUCAUCAAGAUCCGCGAUGUGUCCUACCGCACCCUUCGUGCCUUUGUCAACUACCUCUACACAGCUGAGGUAUGCCUUGACGAGCAAUUGGCCUGUGACCUCCUAGUAAUGGCUGAAAAAUACCAGGUGCAGCAUCUCAAAAACUACUGCCAGAAGUUCUUGGUGUCCAACCUCAACUUGGACAAUUCAUUUUCGACCUACACCUUUGCGCACCAGCAUAACGCUAUGCAGAUCAUCGAUGCAGCCUUGACGUUGAUCAUAGACAACAUGGACAAGCUUACCGCCCAGGAGGAGUACGCUGAGCUGAAGGAGAAAGAUCCACAACUUGUAUUCGAAAUCUAUGAAGCUUAUCUCUCCAAACAGGUUAAUAAAGCAGCAGCACACGCUACUACAAAACCGUUGUAUUCUCCCUUUGGAAACCCUUGUGGCUCGUUUGGAAACCCUCAGGGCUUUAUAUUUUAGGCCGCCGCAGUAAAAAAAUUCGUCAAUUUCCACUUAAAUUAUCAAAGAUUUUUUUUAAAAAAA